Vespula vulgaris is the source of this 2393-nucleotide messenger RNA. It is a transcript of the gene Nup58, whose product is annotated as nuclear pore complex protein Nup58. Lineage: Eukaryota; Metazoa; Arthropoda; Insecta; Hymenoptera; Vespidae. Gene Ontology annotation, molecular function: structural constituent of nuclear pore. Gene Ontology annotation, biological process: nucleocytoplasmic transport. Bases 111 to 1397 code for a protein of 428 amino acids. The transcript is spliced from 7 exons. Gene Ontology annotation, cellular component: nuclear pore. The record is from RefSeq and is a predicted model, not a curated record.
AUAGAUGAUUUCGAAGAGUUCAGACUACCGUGUAAAGUGAUAGAGUGUUGUGUAUUGUAGAUUUAUAAGAUUAAUUAUUUCUGCUUUACAAGUAAGUUUAAUGUGUAAAAAUGUCUUCGUUUACAUUUGGAACGCCUACUAUAACGUCGAGUAGUUCAGGUUUUGGAUUCGGAACUCAGAGCACGUCCUUUACUUCAACAACUCCAGCAACUGGGUUAACAUUCGGAACAUCAACUCCAGCUACUACUACUGGCCUAACCUUUGGUUUUGGAGCAACACCGGCAACUUCUGCACCAAGUCAACCAGCUACCACCUUGUUAGGAGCAGGAACAGUCACGACAACGGCAACGCCUAAUUUAUUUUCAACUCCAACUACUUCUGCCCCUUUAUUUACAGGGCGUAAUUUUGGAACACCUGCUCAAAACACAACAUUAAAAGGACCUUUAAAUACCACACCUGCGACGGGAGGUUUAAUGUUUGGAACUGCUACCAGUGCACCAUCUCUGUUUGGUUCUAUUAGUAGUGGUGGUUUAGUGGGUACAAAAUUAACAACCACUACGACUACGACCUCGACCACAAGUAGAGGAUUAGGUGGAUUAGAUGUUUCUGUUAAUAAUAAAGGUCUUUCCCAAGGAAGCAAUAGUCCAACAGCUGCAAAAGAAAAUUUAUUACCAAAUGAACUGAUGCAAACCAUAGAUAAAUUCAAAGAAUUUGUAAAAACUCAGAAGGUUUUAUCUUCUGAUAUAGCAAGAGGUUCUGCGAGACCAUUAAAUCGCUGUGCAGAGGAUACUGCAUCAUUAAUGGAAAUUUUAACUACAUUAGCAGGAUCUGUUCAACGAGAUCGUGCUUUUGCCGAUAAGUUAAAGCAAGAUACAGCAAAAGCAUUACAAAAUGCGGAAAUAGCUCAAAGAACAAACGAUACACCACCUGGCUUACAAUAUGAAAAUAAUGCGCCGCUUCUAUUUUUCAUGGAAUUAACUGAGAAUUUCGAACAUGACUUAAUGUUAUUUAGAUCUCAAAUUGAAACAACAGAAAAACAUAUACAAACUAUGAUGACACCAAAGACCUUAACUCCACAAGAAUUAACUAUGGCUAUGAGUAAACUUCAUGAGUCUUUAGUUGCUGUUGCUGGAAAACUGCAAGGUGUACAUUCAAAAGUACAACAACAAAAGGAACAAUAUUUAAAUUUUAGAAAAUACGUGUUAAAAGAUAACACAAAUGUUUUUGAUGAUGUUAAGACAAAUGACAAAUCAUUGCGGAACAGUAUAGGAAGAAUUACUAGUGGUCCAACACCUUUUAGUCCAGGCAACAGAAGCUUCCUAUCUUCAACAGCAUUGAAUACCGCUCAAGCAACCAGUUAUGAUGCGCGAAAUCCUCUAGGUCUUGCGUGGAUCUAGUGUAAGGUAGAAAUUACUAACAUUUAACGUCCUUAUUAAGUACUGUAGAAGUAAUAUAUACAAGACAUGAAACUGCUCUGUGAUUUGUCUUUUUUAUACAUAAUACAUAUAUAUAUUUUUUCUUUGUUUAUACAUAUUAUUUUUAUUAUUUGAUUUUAAUUUUGCGUUUGCAGGGGAAAAGUAGAGGCUGUAUUUUAGUUAUUGAGGUAUUGAAUUUUACUUUCUUUUUUGUGAUACAAACUAUGGGAAAAAUUAUGGAGCUUUUCUAUAUAAUAUUUUGGGAGCAAACUUGUGUUUGUCAGAUAUAAAAUAUUAUAUUUGGGUAUAUAUAUAUAUAUUAACUAAGAAAAAGAAAUGAAAAGUUUUGUCUUUUGCUUCUUAAGGAAUGGCUGUGUAUUUUAUGUAUGCUUUAAGUGCUCCUGCUUUACCAUCAAAGUUGAUAUAAUAAUACUUGCAUUAUUCAAGAAGUGGUGGUAAAAUUUGUAUGUAAAGAUAAUAUUUCUGCUAGUAUCUCUUAACUAGCAGAAUCUUUAGUGUAAGUGUAAAGAUGGGUAAGAUGUAGUUUAUGUAAUUCAGGAAUUAUUCAAAUCUAGGAAAAAAUUGUAGUAGUUACAUUAGCAAUUUUUGCUGAUUAUUUCUAUUACAUAUCAAUUAUGGAUUAAACCUGCAGAUAAUGUGUAACACUCAUUAAUGAUUCUAUGAAUUCAUGGAAAACAUCCAACAGCUUCAGCUAAUGUACGUGCAUUUAAGUUUACCAUGAUCUUUUGAUGAAUUCGUUUUGAUUAGUAACUAUGUUGUUGCAGUUUGGGGAACUACAACACCAGUCCCUUCUGCUAUAAAUACAACCAUAGAUUCAUCUGUCAAGCCACCAACAGCAAGCUUGAACUUCAACGCGCCAACAAAUCUUACUGCACCUUUGUCAACAAUUGAAUCAAAUUCAAGUUUCCAACUGCAAAAACCACCGAUUGGAAAUAAAAGAGGGAAACAUUAAUUUUA